Durusdinium trenchii is the source of this 594-nucleotide messenger RNA. The record is from the annotation of a GenBank genome assembly. Lineage: Eukaryota; Dinophyceae; Suessiales; Symbiodiniaceae.
AUGGCCUUUGCCAAGAAGCCAAGGACCACAGGAAUUGAACUGCCCAAGAUGCCAGGCGAUUCCCCCGCGCUCACGCAGCGCACGGGCAGCAUGGGAUCCCUGGCAGCGUCCCGGAAGAGGCUGCCGACCAAUGCGCCGAAGGUCUUUGUCAUCACCGGCAACCCGGAGAGCGCCAACCUCGAUGUGGUACGGCAGGAGCUGCUGACUCGGGGCUUCACCGAAGGCGCAGUGGGGGAGGCCGAGGACUUCCUCUUGAAGUGGGGGCCCAGGAGCAAGGUGGAUUGGCGCUCCUUAGCGCCGCCGCAGCUGGUGAACCACUACGAGAACGACGCGGCGCUGACCACCAAGUCAGGUUUGAAGGAGCCAAUCCAGCGCGACAGGACAGCAGUUAUCUCUUGGCUAGAGGCAGCUGAAGAGGCAGGAGCAGCGGAUCUGGGGCGCUUGCUGAGCCUCGAACUGCAACUGGACGAGCCUGCUUGCUCAGCAAACGAGUGCGAGGACCCGUGGGUGCAAGAUCCAAAGGCUCAACCCGAGCUGCAUCUGCAGGCGCGCAGCGUCGGUGUGGCGAGCAUUCCAGGUAUCGUGCUGAGCUAA